This is a messenger RNA of Encephalitozoon hellem ATCC 50504, 843 nucleotides long. RefSeq lists its product as uncharacterized. Gene Ontology annotation, biological process: transcription initiation at RNA polymerase II promoter. NCBI's taxonomy places the organism in Eukaryota, Fungi, Microsporidia, Unikaryonidae. The record is from RefSeq and is a predicted model, not a curated record. Bases 1 to 843 code for a protein of 280 amino acids. The transcript has a single exon.
AUGAAAAGCUAUAAGCUUGUGUACAAGCCUGAGCAGGGAGAGAAAAGGUUUCUGUUUACAAAUGUGGAUGUGAAGGAGCUUUCUGGGCCUGUAACGAUUUCGAGGGAAAGACCCCUGAAGGAGGAGGUUGUGUUCAACACGAAGAAGAAGAGCGAGCAGGUUGAGUAUGAGGACGAGGAGUACAAGAAGCUGAAGGAGAAGGAGGGAUGCUUGCUGGUUCUGGAGGAUGCGGAGAGCAGGGCGUAUUCUGGGAAGAUGCAGGAUCUAGGUGCAAGCGGAUCGUGCUAUUUUGUGUUUAUCAACACUGGGACUUAUCUGAAGGUUGUGCCCAUACGGAAAUGGUAUCGUUUCAGCCAGAAGUCCCAGUUGGACAUUAUCCAAGAGUAUGAUAUGGAGGGUGUUGGAGAAGAGAAUGGGGGAGGAGAGGAGGACAAGGUAUCAUCUGAGGAAAAGGAAGAAAUUGACUUUGAUGAGGACUUUGAUGACGACGAUGGAGAGGAGACGAAUGUGUUUGUUAUCCGCGAGAAGAGGCUCAACAGUGCAGGGCGGCGGAUGAGGAAUAUUAUGGAGAACUAUGAGGAGAAGGAGAAGAGCGACGUUUCGGAGGAGAUGGAGGAGAGAGAGGUGAAGGAGGAGCGUGUGGACAGGGCUCUUACGAAGGAUGUGCUUAGAGGGAUGUUUAGAGGGGGGAGGAUUGCGCUAAGGGAUCUUCUCCGGGGAGUGAAGACACGGUUUGGGCUUAACGAUGAGGAGAAGGAGCUUGUAAAGGAGUUUAUUGGGGAGAACUGUACCUUUGAUACUGACGAGGGAAAUAAAGAAAAAUAUCUUGUUCUGAAAAAAUGA